This is a messenger RNA of Colletotrichum orchidophilum, 1575 nucleotides long. RefSeq lists its product as uncharacterized. Gene Ontology annotation, molecular function: zinc ion binding; DNA binding. Gene Ontology annotation, biological process: DNA-templated transcription. Lineage: Eukaryota; Fungi; Ascomycota; Sordariomycetes; Glomerellales; Glomerellaceae. Bases 1 to 1575 code for a protein of 524 amino acids. The record is from RefSeq and is a predicted model, not a curated record. The transcript is spliced from 4 exons. Gene Ontology annotation, cellular component: nucleus.
AUGGGCCCGGCAGCCGAGCAGGACACCCACUUCCUCGCCUCGUUCCGCUCAGACGUCCUCAGCGGUCCCAAUCAGAUAGACGCAGAAUUCAUCCAGGUCUACCAAGGCAGCGGAUACUCAUGGGAUCCGCCGGUUCACUUCUGCCUCCUGCAGGACGAAUUUACCGCCCACGACAAUGAGGCCCGGGGCCAGGCAUCUCGUGCGAUCGAGAGGCUGGUAGAGCCUCACGGCCCCACGCUCGUACGCCUAUAUUUCAGACACGUUCAUCCGGUACUGCCCGUUCUAUCAAAAGUCAGGUUCCUCAGACAGUACUCCGACGACAAGGCCAAGCUUCCUGCCUCCCUCCGCGGGGCAGUCUACGCUCUAGCCUCGGUGUUUUGGAACACCGAGCCGUCUCGGCAAGGCCCCUUUCCUUUCCAACAACACGUACUCGCCGAUCUUGCCACCGACUCUCUGCAACGAGAGCUCGACUCCCCCAACUUGGCCAAGCUCCAAGCAUCCCUGCUCCUCCUCCACAUGACGCCCAACAGGACAGACAGCAUCGCGCACCCCAGGACGUGGACACUGACGGCCCAGGCCGUGGCCGCCGCGCAGAUGAUUGGCCUGCACCAGGACGCCGAGAAGUGGAACCUCCCGGCGUGGGAGAAGAGGCUGCGGAGGAAGCUUUGGUGGGCGACGUAUGUCACUGACAUGUGGUCGGCCGUGUGUCACGGAAAUCCGCCGCAUAUCUACCCUGCUUCCUUCAACACGUCGGCCGUCACGAUGGGGGAUUUACGCAGUGAAGAGAGCGUUUCUGGGGACUUGCGAGGGCUGGUUGAUCCGAGUAAUGUAGAGUUUGAUGUCGCAACUGGAGCGCGAUUCUUGGAGCUGGUGAAGGUGAGCCAGACUCUGCGAGGGGUGAUUGAGUGUAGUUUUCAGAUACCUAGGCUCGUGCCAUCAGAGUUGCAGAGGACUGACACGGAGAAUCGAGGGCAUCUGGUCGCACUCCAGGAGAAGCUCCACGACUGGGUGACUCUGCUGCCGCAAUGCCUCACGAUAUCUCAUGUGGAGAGGGCUCCCGGGGCAUCAAAUAAUGCGCCCCUCCAUCUCGCGUAUUAUGCCCACCUAGCUCUCCUCUACCGCGCCCUCAUGAAUCCCGCCACCAAAAUUGCCAAAGCCAUCCCAUCAUCCAAUCUUCGCCUGUGGUUUGGCACUGCCCUCUCUCAAUUCGCUGGCUUCACAAAGUUUAUGAGGAGCAUCAGACCCAAAGACCUGCAGGGCUUCUGGGGUCGUCAUGCACGAUCUCAACUCGUACUCUGUGGUAACUUCAUCAUCUACCUAUUUGUGCUAGCUACCGAGCCCGAAGAUGUCACGUCAGCCUUUGCCUUGCUCGAGGGCUUCCACGACGCCCUCCAGCAACUGAAUAGAGAGGCGGACUCUACCUCGCAGUUACUGAUCCUUCCGGUAACACUCCGAAUAGACUCUUUCUUCAUGCAAGCGGCCGAUCGACUGCGUGGCGAACCAGCCGUCGGCGAUCCAGCCGCGGCAACUACGAAUCCCUCAAUGGCACAGACAGCGCACGUAGGCACACCGUAG